Molecule: messenger RNA, 4302 nt
Organism: Oncorhynchus gorbuscha (pink salmon)
Lineage: Eukaryota; Metazoa; Chordata; Actinopteri; Salmoniformes; Salmonidae
Product: acetyl-coenzyme A synthetase, cytoplasmic-like
Exons: 19
Coding region: 260-2281 (673 amino acids)
Molecular function (GO): AMP binding; acetyl-CoA synthetase activity
Source: RefSeq, a predicted model, not a curated record
UAAAAAAACGGAAAUAAAAACCGAUGAAAAGACCAGCAUACUGAAGGUCGGAUUGAUCGCAUUUCCCUGUGGAUAUUUUGUGUCAGAUUACCUCCGAUAUAGGGAUUAAAAUCAUCAGGACAACAGGUCGAGUAAAUUGAAGUUAAGUUUGUUCAACAUUCUGACUGAUAAUGGGACUGUUUGGGAAGGCUGAGCCUGCAUGUUAGAGACGAGUGUUUCAGAUAGACAGACAGACGUACUGUAGAUAGAGCUAUCAACGAUGGUGGUCCCUGGCUCUCACCACAAGCUGUAUCAUCCUCCGGAGGGUCUGCAGAAGGAUGCUCAUGUGCCUGACUUCAACCGUUAUCUGGAACUUUACAAGAAGUCUAUUGAGGAGCCGGACGUAUUCUGGAAAGAGGUCGCUAGUGAUUUCUAUUGGAAGAAACCUCCUACGGGUCAGAUUCUGCAGUAUAACUUUGAUGUGACCAAAGGGAACAUCUAUGUGAAGUGCAUGGAGGGAGCCACAACUAACAUGUGCUACAACGUCCUGGACAGGAACGUGAAGGACAAGAACCUUGGUGAACGAGUGGCAUUCUACUGGGAAGGGAACUCACCUGAUCACCACGAGGCCAUCACCUACAGUCAGCUGCUUGGACAGGUGUGCAGGUGUUCCAACACUCUGAAGCAGAUGGGAGUGAGGAAGGGAGACAGGGUGGCCAUCUACCUCCCUAUGAUUCCAGAGCUGGUGUACACCAUGCUGGCCUGCACCAGGAUAGGAGCAGUCCACUCCAUCGUGUUUGCAGGUUUCUCCGCUGAGUCUCUGUGUGAGAGGAUCAUGGAUUCCCAGUGUAGUAUCCUGGUGACUGCAGAUGGUGUGUACAGAGGGGAGAAGUUGAUCAACCUGAAACAGAUAGCAGACGAGGCUCUGGAGAAAUGUAGGGAGAAAGCAUCCGCCACUGUUACAAGGUGUUUAGUAGUGAAACAUCAUGCACUGAGGACACAAGAUGGAGAUGUUUCCAACAAAUUGCAGACUCCCUGGGAUGCUGCGUGUGAUGUGUGUUGGGAGGAGGUGAUGGGACAGGUCUCAGAGCAGUGUGAACCUGAGUGGCUGGAUGCAGAGGAUCCUCUCUUUAUACUUUAUACCAGCGGAUCUACUGGCAAACCAAAGGGUGUCCUCCACACGGUAGCAGGCUACCUGCUCUACACCUCUCUGACCUUUAAGUGUGUGUUUGACCACCAGCCAGACGAUGUGUACUGGUGUACCGCUGAUAUAGGAUGGAUCACCGGACACUCCUACAUCACCUAUGGACCCCUGGCCAACGGGGCUACCAGCGUACUGUUUGAGGGUAUUCCAGUCCACCCUCACGUUGGGCGUUUCUGGGAGGUGAUUGAGAAGUACAGAGUGACCAAGUUCUACACAGCUCCCACAGCCAUACGCCUCCUGAUGAAGUACGGAUUAGAUCCAGUACAGAAGUACGACCUGUCAUCGCUGAGGAUUCUGGGUACUGUAGGUGAGCCCAUCAACCCGGAGGCGUGGCAUUGGUACCACGAGGUGAUUGGUCAGAAGAGAUGCCCUGUGGUUGACACCUUUUGGCAGACCGAGACGGGUGGCCAUGUUUUAACUCCUUUACCUGCCGCUACACCUCUGAAACCUGGAUCAGCUACGUUUCCUUUCUUUGGCGUGGAGCCCACCAUACUGAACGAGCAUGGAGAGGAACUGGAGGGAGAGGCAGAGGGCUAUCUGGUGUUCCGUCGGCCCUGGCCUGGUAUCAUGCGCACCCUGUACGGAAACCAGGAGCGAUUUGAGAGCACGUACUUCAAGAAGUUCCCAGGUUUCUACGUGACCGGGGAUGGCUGCAGGAGGGAUAAAGAUGGAUACUACUGGAUCGCAGGCAGGAUAGAUGACAUGAUCAACGUGUCAGGUCACCUGUUGAGUACAGCGGAGGUAGAGUCCGCUCUAACAGACCACGGAGCAGUGGCCGAGGCUGCAGUGGUCAGCAGACCCCACGCGGUCAAGGGGGAGUGUCUCUACUGUUUCGUUACUCUGAAGGACUGCAGAGAGUUCAACCGCACUCUGGUGGACGAACUCAAGAGACAAGUGAGAGAGAAGAUUGGUCCGAUCGCAACCCCAGACUUCAUCCAGAACGCUCCUGGACUUCCUAAAACACGAUCUGGUAAGAUCAUGAGGCGGGUCCUGAGGCAGAUCGCCCGGAACGAGAAGGAUCUAGGUGACCUUUCAACUAUGGCUGACCCCAAGGUCGUAGAGGUCCUGUUCAACCACCGCUGUGAAACGGCCUCUUGAGGGGGCUGCAUGUCAACACUACAGUAGCUUCCUCUCCUCGACACCUCAUCUCCUCUCCUCGUCUCCUCAUUUCCUCUCCAUCAUCAACACCGAUCUGAAAACUAUGAAAGCUCAUUCUUGCCACCAACUCUUUAAAAAAAAGAUUUUUUUAAAUAAUAGAACAUACAGGAUAUAUUUCUUAAUUUGUAGCAGUAUGUAUCUAUCCACGUUGCAGAGUUCAGCACAGCAGGGUGGCCGGCAGAUGUGUGGCGAGCUGGCAUUUACCCCAACACUUUUUCAAUUCAGUUUAAUAAAAAAUAUUGACACAAAAGCAUUGAAGAUUACUGUUGUUUAGAAUGAUUUGCCUUUAUGAUUUGUCAACUCGUGCUUCAGUCUGAUCAACGGUAGUCUACUGAUAACACCUACAGGUGGCCUAGAGAAACCUAUGCACUCUGGUCUCUUCUGGCCAGGUGAAACGAAGCGGUAAUGUGGUGUUUUUAUAGCCAAAGCUUUGUAUUUAUAGCCUAAAAUAGGCCUAUUUUAUUUGUGUUAAGAGAAAAUGUGACUGAUCAAAUUUGAUUUUUACAUUUUCCGACUUCGGGUGGCUAGUCUUCCCAGACCGUAUCAAUCCAAAAUGAUUGACUGAAAUCAAUCGAUGAACACAAUAGUGAUGACAUAGUGUAUGAGUCACUUUUCAAUUACAGAUGUUAAAAGGCCUACACUGUGUAACCGCGCAUACAGUCAGCCCUGUCGGUUCUAUUGGCCAAUCACAGUUGUUGAUUACUAGGAAAAACCCUCCUGUGGUGCCACCUCUGAAAAUCACCCCCACAGAGAGACGGAUGAAGAAGCAUGCUCUAUAAUCUCAACCAUUAUUAUUUUUUUGCAUCUCAUCAUAAAAAUAAAUGUGGUUGGCGGGAAUGGGCUUUCUGCAGAAAACACAGGUUAUAUAAUAUACAACAGGAAACAUGGUGGAGGGGUAUUUUCUUUCUUAUCAUUCUGUCACUAAUUCAGCGUCAUUCUAGGAAGAUUGAGGUGAGGAAGCUACGUUAGACACCCAGAGAGUCCCCCUUCCAGUCCCUUCUGAUGGUGCAGAUUUAAGUCACAGUCCCUAAGCGAUGAUCCUGAAUCAGUCUUAAAUUAUUGUUGUAUGGUCUGUUUGGAGGAUGGGGAUUAUUAGUGGUUGGAGGACAGAUCCUAGAUCAGAUCUUAUGGGAACGACUGACUUCGAUGUUGUCUAUGUAAGGGAAUUACAGUCAAUUCAAAUGCCAAUCCCAAGGGCUCAAACCAAUGAACUCAGUUUAUUUCAACACUUCUAUACCCGGUCAAAAAGGACACGAAACGAUCCCUUUUCCAAAUGAAUAUUUAUGCCACAGUGUUGUCAUUUGCAUGUAAUAAUGGGUGAGCCAAUGUUGAGGUAAACUGGACACGGAAUCAGAACUGUCCCUUGUUGCCUGGCAACCGAACCUCUUGAACAUUCAGUGUUCUGAUUGAUCAGCUUCUGUCUUCCAUCUUGUUUUUUACAUGCUCCUCAGAUUAUUAUAUUAUUGUUCUGUAAAGUCUAAAUGAUGGAAAGCUAGUUUCACCUUUUUUUUUAAAGCUAUGAUAAUUAUUCCCAGGUAGACCAGUCCGCUCUGCACAGUUCUUCCACAACAUGAUAAUUAUUCCCAGGUAGACCAGUCAGCUCUGCACAGUUCUUCCACAACAUGAUAAUUAUUCCCAGGGAGACCAGUCCGCUCUGCACAGUUCUUCCACAACAUGAUAAUUAUUCCCAGGGAGACCAGUCCGCUCUGCACAGUUCUUCCACAACAUGAUAAUUAUUCCCAGGGAGACCAGUCAGCUCUCCACAGUUCUUCCACCACAUGAUAAUUAUUCCCAGGGAGACCAGUCAGCUCUCCACAGUUCUUCCACAACAUGAUAAUUAUUCCCAGGGAGACCAGUCAGCUCUCCACAGUUCUUCCACAACAUGGCUUGUAUUUGUUUGGAUGUCUUUGUAUAUUUUAACUUUGAGAUUUUAUGAUUUGAGAAUAAAACUGUUUAAUUUA